UUGAAUUUACACAUGUCCAGAAGGUAACAAUGCUUCUUGUGAGGAAAGCCGUGCGGACGGCCGUGUGGACCAACCUCUGCAGGCCAUUUUCAGCCUCACAGACUCACCCGGACAAGAGAAAAGGUCUGGUGUUGGGAGUGUUUGAGAAGGAGGGAGAGAAGGGCGGCCUCCAGCUGACAGAAACUGCAGCAGAUUUUGAUCAGUCGUUAUCUGGAAAACUCUCAGAGUUGCUGGAAAUCUCUAGACCAGGGCUUAAGAAAGGCAAGAGCAGGAUAUUUUAUGGAAUUCACAAGGAUUUCCCAUGUGUGGCAGUAGUUGGAUUGGGCAAAAGUAGAGCAGGUGUUUGCAAUGCUGAGAACUGGGACACCAGUAAAGAGAACAUCAGGGAAGCUGUAUCAGCUGGCUGCCGGUUACUUCAGGACAUGGAGGUGAACCAUGUCGAAGUAGACAGCUGUGGUGACGCCCAGUCAGCAGCAGAGGGUGCUAUUCUUGGCUUAUUUCACUAUGACCAACUCAAGUCCAAGAAGAAGACCAAAGUAACCACACAGCUUCGUGGAAGUGCUGAUGCAGAAGGCUGGGAGAAAGGUGUUGUGUAUGCAGAAGGCCAAAACCUGGCCCGACUGCUCAUGGAAGCCCCUGCAAAUCACAUAACACCUACUGCUUUUGCAAAUACCAUUGAAGAGAAACUAGCUCCGUACUCUGAUCGAGUAGCAAUAAAUAAGAGAUCCCAGGCUUGGAUCCAGGAGCAGAAGAUGGGAGCUUUCCUCAGUGUGUCAAAAGGUUCAGAGGAGCCUCCUGUAUUCUUGGAGCUACAUUACAAUGGUUCGCCUGAUAGUAAGCAGCCACCACUGCUUCUUGUGGGAAAAGGAAUCACUUUUGACAGUGGUGGUAUUUCUCUAAAGCCCUCUCCCUCUAUGGAUGCGAUGAGAGCUGAUAUGGGUGGAGCCGCCACUGUAUGUGCAUCCAUCGUCACAGCAGCGUCUCUUAAACUGCCUGUCAAUAUUGUUGGUCUGGCUCCGCUGUGUGAGAACAUGCCCAGUGGAAAGGCAACUAAACCAGGUGAUGUUGUCAUAGCCAAAAAUGGAAAAACAAUCCAGGUUGAUAACACAGAUGCAGAGGGCAGACUGGUCCUUGCUGAUGCACUCUGUUAUGGACACACUUUCAACCCUAGAGCUAUUGUUAAUGUUGCUACGCUAACAGGUGCAAUGGAUGUGGCUCUUGGCUCAGCAGCAACAGGAGUAUUUACAAAUUCUGACUGGCUCUGGGGGCAGCUGUACAAGGCUAGUGUUGUGACAGGGGACAGAGUGUGGCGGAUGCCUCUGUUCCAUCACUACACCAGGCAGGUGACUGACAGCCAGCUGGCGGACCUCAACAACAUCGGCAAGUACAGCCGUUCUGGAGGUGCGUGCACAGCAGCUGCAUUCCUGAAAGAGUUUGUUACAGCUCCUCACUGGGCUCAUCUGGACAUUGCUGGUGUAAUGAGUAACAAAGAUGAAAUUCCCUACCUGAGAAAAGGCAUGUCUGGAAGGCCAACGCGUACACUGGUGGAGUUUGCUGCCGGGCUGGCCCACAGUGGCUGAAAGAUGGAAGCAGAUCUGAUCAUAUUGAAGACUUCUUUUUUUUUAUCAGUUUCAAGACUGAAAAUCAGUAUUCCCACAUGGACUAGGGUCAAAGCCCAUGCAGUCACACUUACAUGGAAGAACUGAAGAGUUUUUUAGCCAGUAUUUAAUGCAAAUUUUCUGUUUAUUUUCCAAAACUAUUACAAUACACAGACUGAAAAUUUAAACAAAUUGUUAAAUAAAGAUAUCUAAUUAAGCUUA
This is a messenger RNA of Melanotaenia boesemani (Boeseman's rainbowfish), 1820 nucleotides long. It is a transcript of the gene lap3, whose product is annotated as leucine aminopeptidase 3. The coding region runs from base 30 to 1580 and encodes 516 amino acids. Gene Ontology annotation, molecular function: metalloaminopeptidase activity; manganese ion binding. Gene Ontology annotation, cellular component: cytoplasm. Gene Ontology annotation, biological process: proteolysis. The transcript is spliced from 13 exons. NCBI's taxonomy places the organism in Eukaryota, Metazoa, Chordata, Actinopteri, Atheriniformes, Melanotaeniidae. The record is from RefSeq and is a predicted model, not a curated record.